AAACCCAGUGUCCAGAAGGCUCCUUCGGGCUGGAAUGUGACCAGAGCUGUGGCUGUGCGGAGGACGAGAUCUGUAAUAUAGUCUCGGGAGUGUGUGCUGCAGGCUGUGCAAACCGCAAGAGGUAUGGCUUUAACUGUAUACGCACGUGCAGUACCAACUGUUUCCUGGAGGCCUGCUUCUACAGAACCGGCAUGUGUCUGCAGUGUCAGGAUGGCUACGGUGGGCCUUUUUGUGAUACAGAUUGCCAACCAGGAACGUUUGGGCAGAGAUGUGCCUCCAAUUGCUCCAAACACUGUCGUGAAACCUGCAAUAUUCACAACGGGGAGUGUUCCUGCCACGCACCCUACCGCGGACCACAGUGUACAGAAUGCCCGCCAGGAACGUUCGGACCCAACUGUACAGACGUGUGCCCAACAUCGUGCAAAAAUCACAAGUGUCACCAGGUCUCUGGCAUGUGUCUUUCCUGUACUGGUGGUCGUUUCGGGCCCUUCUGUCAAGAUUGUCCAAAUGGCUUGUACGGACGAGGAUGUUACCGGACCUGCUCGGUGUAUUGCUUGAAAAGGACUUGUGAAUCAACAAGCGGAAAUUGUCCCGUGUGUACAGAUGGGUAUACUGGCCCACAGUGUAUUGGUACUUGUCUGUUUGUGUGA
Molecule: messenger RNA, 650 nt
Organism: Candidula unifasciata
Lineage: Eukaryota; Metazoa; Mollusca; Gastropoda; Stylommatophora; Geomitridae
Source: the annotation of a GenBank genome assembly